Molecule: messenger RNA, 868 nt
Organism: Neopsephotus bourkii (Bourke's parrot)
Lineage: Eukaryota; Metazoa; Chordata; Aves; Psittaciformes; Psittacidae
Gene: IL17B
Product: interleukin 17B
Exons: 2
Coding region: 162-788 (208 amino acids)
Biological process (GO): inflammatory response
Cellular component (GO): extracellular region
Molecular function (GO): cytokine activity
Source: RefSeq, a predicted model, not a curated record
UUUGCAGCCAUGUUCAUCAGCUGGGCCUUGGGCUGGAGGCUCACCACAACCGUGUGCCCACCAUCCCUGCAAACUGCCCUCAUGUGCUCCCAUGGGUCUCACCCUGCAGGCUGCUGUUGCUCUUUGGAGACUGCACAUGCCCCUCCAAAGUCAAAGUGGUCAUGUUAUCACCCUGCGGCCCAUGGGAGGUGGGAAAGCUCCCCUUCAAGGGGAGCCAGGAACCAUCCCUCCUUCCUCCUCAGCUUCUUCUCUGCAUCUUCACCUUUGCCAUGGUCCUGGUUCCCGAAGCAAAGGAUCAAAGCAAGGCAGCCAAGGGCAGGAGAAGGGGUCUGGCACGGCCCCCCACAGCCACCCCUGCCCUCGCCUGGGCCCCAGAUGACCCCUAUACCACCAUGGCAGACUACGAGCGCAGCAUCCAGGACAUGGUGCACCAGCUGAGGAACAGCUCUGAGCCAGGUGACACCAAGUGCCAGGUCAACUUGAGGCUCUGGAGGUCCAACCGGAGGAGCCUGUCCCCCUGGGCAUACAGCAUAAACCACGAUGCAACACGGAUCCCAGCAGACAUCCCCGAGGCCCGAUGCCUCUGCACUGGCUGCAUCAACCCCUUCACGAUGCAGGAGGACCGCACCAUGGCCAGCAUUCCCAUCUACAGCCGGCUGCCCGUCCGCAGGCUGCUCUGCCCGGUGCCAGGAGAAGCAGGGAACAAACCCUCUGGGAAGAAGAAGUGUCACAAGAAGUACCAGAUGGUCAUGGAGACCAUUGCUGUGGGCUGCACCUGCAUGUUCUGAGAUGGCAAAGCUAACCCUUGCAACUACCUAUGGCCAUCUAACCAGCUUGUUCUUGCUUCCCAGCUUGCCCAGCCCUCUGG